GGUUAAGUCGUUUUUCUGAUAUGCUCAGGUUCGCAGGACCUCAUUUUCCACCUUCUGUGGUGUUCAAGAUUUUCCACAUUGGUGUUGGAGGACAUUAUCUCUCCGGCAAACAACUCUUCACUCCCUCCAACCAGGCCACAGCAGACACGUGCAGAAUGAUGGGAGCCAGAACAUUCAUGGGUUUCAUCUCAGUGGACGAGAUUCACAGGCAGAGCGGAGCCAUUACUGAAGCACAAGAUGUCAUCUGCAUGAGAGACUUUAUGCAGUAUUCCAGCCACCUGGAUGAGCUUCCCGCUUGUCUGGGCGGUCGGGAAAACGGCUGGAGGUUUCUGUCUCGAGAGGUCUUGUCACGGAACAUUCGCAGGGAGAAUAUCAAAUCAGAAACGACCGGUUCUGUUGUGGCACAUCUAAAGAAAGGGCUGGCGUGGGGACAUCUCACCCUCUCUCAUUUCUCCAGACAGCAGCUCUCUCAGAGAUGUUUGCCAGCGUCCUCACGGCGCUCUGCUCGAGUUAAGAACACCGCAGCUCGCAAGAGACGCCUCUACAGAGAGAGAAACCAGGUGUUAGAAGAAGAGAGGCAUCUGGACAACAUGAAUAACAAUAACACGGAUAAACAGAAGAGCACUGCUGAGAAAUACGACAUCAAGAUUGUUCUGCCAUCGGCUGAGACUGAAGAUUAUGAUGACGGCUCAUCUGAGUCUGAAUGGGAGGAAGAGGCUGAAAAACUCUGCAACUGGUCGAAACAACUGAACUUAGAUGAUAUUGAUGCUCUUGAACGUGUCGAUGGAUAAAAGUUCAACAUGGAUGCAUGGCUCUCUGAUGCUUAAAGAAAUAUUUGUAACACAUCCGCAAUAAGACUGAAACCCUUAUUUUUUGUAUAUUGUGAUCACGCAAGACAACAUUGUUAGGACAUUUGUCAGUUCAUCCCAGAUUUUAUUUACUAAGAAGAUUUUGUGCUCUGUUUUAUGAAUGUUAUUUGGAUUUGUCACUUUUGAAAGGCAAUAUGAAAGAAUUUUCUAUGUAAUCUUAUUUCAUCCAUUUCAAAGUUAUUCAAAAAUCAAACCUUCUUGAAGUUUCAAAGAGAUUUGUAUAGAAAAUGUGGCUACCUCAGCGACAAACAUAGUAUUAAGACUUUUUAAAUGUGUUCUUAAAAAUAUAGGUUCCUAAAAAGAUCUUAUAUGGGUCCAUAACAAAUCUUUAACAUGCGCAGAAUCUUUUUUGUAUAGAAGGUUCUACAGAUAUAAAAAGUGAAAGAAUUAGCUAUGUUAUGGCUGAAAGGUUUUUUUUUGAGGAACACAAAAUGCUUUUUAUGGCAUUGCCGUGUGUUUUAUGUAAUUAAAUUAGCUGUAGGCAGGGGUAGUUUAGCUGUGGCUGUUGAAUCUGUGAAUCUUGUUAUUCUCUUGGCACACGAGUAUGUUAAUAAGUUU
Molecule: messenger RNA, 1427 nt
Organism: Triplophysa rosa
Lineage: Eukaryota; Metazoa; Chordata; Actinopteri; Cypriniformes; Nemacheilidae
Gene: lg2hxorf58
Product: linkage group 2 CXorf58 homolog
Exons: 5
Coding region: 21-791 (256 amino acids)
Source: RefSeq, a predicted model, not a curated record